Molecule: messenger RNA, 5594 nt
Organism: Cyprinodon tularosa
Lineage: Eukaryota; Metazoa; Chordata; Actinopteri; Cyprinodontiformes; Cyprinodontidae
Gene: rnf19a
Product: ring finger protein 19A, RBR E3 ubiquitin protein ligase
Exons: 10
Coding region: 383-2911 (842 amino acids)
Biological process (GO): positive regulation of proteasomal ubiquitin-dependent protein catabolic process; protein polyubiquitination; ubiquitin-dependent protein catabolic process
Cellular component (GO): cytoplasm; ubiquitin ligase complex
Molecular function (GO): ubiquitin conjugating enzyme binding; zinc ion binding; ubiquitin protein ligase activity
Source: RefSeq, a predicted model, not a curated record
GUUGCUUGACCACAGCGGAUUCAUACCUUGGCUGAAGUUUUGUGUUACACACUUUCUACCACGGCACUCUGUGUAAUGGCGACCGAAGGGCCGUCUUCUGUGGUAAAGUAACUUCAAAUUGGACGGAAUAAAACAGCCUGAGUGCACAUCAACACCUCAGAAAUCUGAAGAUGCUAGGAUCUAAGAGACCAGAGCUCCUCGCUGAUCUGCUAGGUUCUUCCAUUAUGUCGUAACUAAAGGUUGUCCGGCCUCCUAUCUUGGGAAUCCUCCCUCUUAAAUCUCAUUUCCUCUUUUGGAUUUGGGCUUGUAUUCAACAUCAGCAAUCCCCUCACCUGAUGUGGUGAUUUCUAACUGAAUUAUUGGUAGCGCCUCAUCUGGCGCAAUGAGUAGCCUGCAGCAUGGCAGUACAGGCUCAGAGCGAGACCUUCAGUCCGCUGUAUCCUCUGUUAGCCUCCCCUCAGUUAAAAAGAACUCUAAAAGACGCCGUCUGUCCCUUCACUCAUUCUUCGGACGGAGACUCAGACCUGAACGGGAGUCCAAACGGAAGUCUAGGACUCUGUCAUCUGGGGUGGAUGCGGUUGUCAGCCUUGAAAGCGUGCAGACUGAGACCGGGCUUGACAAAACUUCCACCCAGCCUCCGUUGGACGUAGCGUCAACAUCAACCGGGUCGGGGAGUUUGUCAGAGCUACUGGAAUGCCCCCUGUGCCUGCUUCGCCAUACACGGGACCGCUUCCCGGACAUCAUGACCUGCCACCAUCGUUCCUGCGCAGACUGUCUGCGCCAGUAUCUACGCAUUGAGAUUUCAGAGUCCCGCGUCAACAUCACCUGCCCCGAGUGCUCGGAGCGCUUCAACCCACACGACAUCCAGAUGAUCUUGGGAGACCGAGCCGUCAUGGAGAAAUAUGAGGAGUUCAUGCUGAGGAGGUGGCUGGUGGCCGAACCAGACUGUCGCUGGUGUCCUGCCCCCGACUGCGGGUAUGCUGUCAUUGCUUUUGGCUGUGCCAGCUGUCCAAAGAUCACCUGCGGACGCGAUGGCUGCGGUACAGAGUUCUGCUACCACUGCAAACAGCUGUGGCAUCCCAAUCAGACAUGUGACACGGCGCGGCAGCAAAGAGCUCAGAGCCUUCGGCUGAGGAGCUUCAGGUCAUCGUCACUGAGCUACAGCCAGGAGAGCGGCGCAGCCGGCGAUGACAUCAAGCCAUGCCCUCGCUGCUCCGCGUAUAUCAUCAAAAUGAACGAUGGAAGCUGUAAUCAUAUGACCUGUGCCGUAUGCGGCUGUGAGUUCUGUUGGCUCUGCAUGAAAGAGAUUUCUGAUCUGCACUACUUGAGUCCAUCAGGCUGCACAUUCUGGGGGAAAAAGCCUUGGAGCAGAAAGAAAAAGAUCCUCUGGCAGCUUGGGACUUUGGUGGGAGCGCCUGUGGGUAUCGCUCUCAUUGCAGGCAUCGCCAUCCCAGCAAUGAUCAUUGGGAUCCCAGUCUAUGUGGGCAGAAGGAUUCAUAACCGCUACGAAGGAAAGGACAUUUCAAAGCAUAAGAGGAACUUGGUGAUAGCUGGUGGCGUGACACUGUCGGUGAUUGUAUCUCCAGUGGUUGCUGCUGUCACUGUUGGUAUUGGCGUUCCCAUCAUGCUUGCGUACGUCUACGGGGUUGUCCCAAUCUCUCUGUGUCGGAGCGGAGGCUGUGGGGUUUCCGCCGGCAACGGAAAAGGAGUUCGAAUUGAGUUUGAUGAUGAAAAUGACAACAUAGGCACCGGGGCAGUAGCUACAGACACUACGUCUGUGGCGGAGACACGGCUCAACAACCCGAGCCUCGGAGACGGCGCAAGCGUCGGAGGUUUGACUGGCCUCAGCGUCAGCGGGAGCCACAUGGAGCGCUGUGGCGUGAGCUCAGCUCAGCGGGACAACAUGAGCGACAACGCCAGCACCACGGCACUUGCUGGGACCAGCAUUACGGGCAGCCUGUCUGGCAGCUGCUAUAACAGGAUGGAAGUGCAGGCUGAUGUCCAGAAGGAGCGCUGCAGUUUAAGCGGCGAGUCGGCCACCGUCAGCCUGGGGACGAUCAGUGACAACGCCAGCACCAAAGCCAUGGCCGGCUCCAUUCUCAAUGCCUACAUGCCGCUUGAAAGAGACGGCAGCCUGGAGGUUCCCGCUGACUCUGAGUCCAAACAGGACAAGGUGAGACACGGCAGUGCCAGCAGCAGCAUGGAUGAGACCAGCUGCAGCAGUGGUCCGGCCGUCAUCAAAAGAGCAGGCGCUGACGGGUGUUUAUGCUCAUGUCCCUCCACAUGCUGCUGUGGACAGCCCAGCAACCAGUGUGGCCCCUCUUCCUCUUGUUCUAAGGACCCUAUCACUACUGUGGGCAAAACAUGCAAAAGUAAGCUUUGGAGAAGAGCAAGCAGUAGCAGCAGCAGCAAAGGAGACAGAAGAGUGAAUGAAAAACAAGGCGACAUCGAUGCUCAGUUUCUGGAGCAGCGGAGCGCUAACUCCUCCGAGCUGGAUUCACCGUCUCUGAGCGGUAGCCUGCCUUCAGUGGCCGACUCGCACUGUAGCCACUUGUCAUCCGAGUUCAGCUGCUCCGACCCUGAAACCCUAAAACCUAGCCAACCGGCCAGCUCAUCCCAGAUUGACCCUCCCGCUCAUCAGCCCACUAUCACACCUUUGCCUGAGGUGGAGCAUGACCGCCUCGAGAAUCUCCCAGCUCAGAGUGGCCACGCAGCCUUCAGCCAUCGCCUGCUGUCUUCAUCCCCACCCGCUUCACCUAGAAAGAGAAGCAGUGGGACUUUCCUGUACAUCAGCGAGGACGGCAGCGGUGGAAACACAAAGCCAGAGAGGUUUGUUGAAGAAACCACCAGAAGCACUGCCGAACAGCCUGUGAGCCCCACAAGGAAGCGAUGCAUACAGACAGAUAUUUGAAGGUACCCUUCCUUACUUUUGCUGUGUUACUGCUGCAAACUGUGUUCGCUUCAUCAUCAAAUCUCAACAUCCCCUUAAAGCUAGGAAGCUGAAGAUCAGGGUUUAUCAACGCAGUUAUUUUGAUUAGUAACAUAGGGUGAGAAGGAAGUAGGCAGGAGAUUUAUGGAUGUGUAUACACAAAGAAGAUCAUUUGGAUCUCUGGUUUUAAGUUUCAGUCAAGUUUAAAGAGCAGUGAGCUUGUUUGCAAGUAGAUUUGAAUGUAUGAGGACAUGUUUGAAGCAGGCUUUAAACUUUGUGAGAUUCUGCAGAUCUGCGGUGUGUUGCAGAGAGAACAGUUUCCUACAAAACAUAAUAGUUUCCUAAAACCCGGAUCAAACCAGCGUUACGGAUGCCCCAAUCAGGAUAAUUUUAUCCUAAAUACCCAACUGACACAUUUAACACUUUAGUGUGGUUAUCAAGUCCCAGAUGAACAUGGAAACACAUUUACUGUCCCAUGAAUUAUUUUUAAUAUUGGAGCUUUUAUGUGCUGUUAAAAAAAUAGAUAAAAAUGGUAUGGUUUUUCAUUAGUGUCAGGAUUAUACCUCAUUUAAAAUACUCUUCUGACUCCCACUACUUGGUUGUCCUGACAUGCUAGCCUAAAGCUAGCAUAGUUUUAUUUAGGAUAUUUCCAAUCAGUAGUGAUCAGCCUAAUAACAUUCCAGUCAGCUUCUAGCUCAGUUACAGACAAACUUGCUUAAAAAGUUGCUCCUUAUCUCAAUCAGUGAAGCCAUUUGCUUUGAACAUUAUAAAAUUCAAUAAGCAGCAUUUGACCUGCUUUCCAUGUCGCAUUUUCUACAAAGACAUGUUUUGUUUUUUUGUUUUUUCAGUGCAGCAAAGAGCACAAUAUGACAAAAAGGAGAGGGGGAUUUAGAUCUUUGCAUACAAUAUGAGGCCUGUAGAACAGCUAGUGACUUUUAAAAUGCAAAAACCUGCCUUAAAAAUUGCAAAUACAAAUCUUGCUGGGGGUGAGGCAGGAGUUAAGCUAUUGGUCAUUUUGAAAUGUUUUUAUCGGGACAUGCCUAGUUUUAGAAUAUGUAGUGUAAGCUGCUAUCAUAAACCUUCUUAUUAAAUCUGCAAAAAUGUUUCCUCUCUGGUUUAGCAGAAAUCAGAGAAUGAUCUGAUAUUGUCACUGUGUCGCCAGUUUACCCUUAAAGUCCCUCAGGAUGGUUAAAGUGACUCUGGGGUGUUGAGGUGGGACCAGACGAUACAACAGCUUUGUAUAUUUUUCCUAAUCAGACAUAAGAAAAAUUCUGUAUUUGUUUUUGUUUAAGACGUGACUCAUGUUUGUGUCCUAUAUAUUUGCUUAUUUUUAUGGUAAACUUUGGGAAAGUGGCUUUAAAAGUUAAAGCCCUAUGGUCCAAAUUUGUUGGUAUAAUCAAAUGAGAACUAUCAGUUUGAAUACUGAUUUCUGUGCUUAAAUGUUCUUAGUUGAAACCAAUGACUUUCAUGCAGUUACUGUUCACGAUCUCUGCUGAUUUAUCAGAUUUCACUACAUGUUCAGAGUACUGUUGAUGCAUGAAAGGUAACUUUAAUACAAUUGGUUCAAUUGUAUAUGCUACAAAGAGAGGAGCUCUAUUUUCUUUUUUUUUUUUCUAUAAAAAUAUGUAGCAUCACUUAAAAGUUACAGGGCUUUUUAGAGAUAAAAUUGUAGAUAACCAACCAAACAUUGUAUUUGCAAUAAUAAAAUAAGCUUCUUAGAUGACUAUACAAUAAGAACUGAUGUCUCUUCUGUGGAAAUGCAUCAGCUUUAUUUUGAAAAUAUCUUGUGCAAUUAGAAACUGCUUCUGUGUAACCAAGCACAUUCAUCCUAUUUAAUAUUGAGCAGUGACUGUACAGUAUUAGAUUUAUGUUGUUUUGAAUCCAAAUGAAACAUUCUGGAUAUACUUUAUUAGCAGGCAUUUUUCUUUUUCUUUUAGCAAAUGGCUGAUUCAAGAAAUUGUAUUUGUCCAACCUACAGUGCCUUGGGUAAAUGUCCUGUGUGGUGUUUUUACUUUAUUUCAUUCUGUCUUCAUGUGAUAAAUAUGAAAAAAUAUUGUUGAAAUGUCUUCUGCCUAUAAACAAAUUGUAACAAAAAGACAAAAUCUUAAAGGAAAAACCAGCUUACGAGUUCUAAGAGCCAUUUUGGCCUUCCAAAGACUCCUUUCAGGCUAUGUUUUGCUGAGUUGCUCCUACUGUACUGUCCAAAUUGACAAUGAUUACACCAAAAUGUUUCCCUGUAGCUGCCAAAGUCUGUGUACGAAUACGGCGCAUGUUGGCAUUAAAAUAUGUUGAAUUCAGAGCAGUUUGCUUCAUCAGCUUCAGACUGCACUAAAGCUUCAUCUACGGUUUUGCAGCCUGACAACUUAGCUGAUAUCUACCAGCUGCUUUCUGAGCUGCUCAACAGUGAUUAGGAAUUUCUCACUCUCUUUUAGAUAAACCUCACACAGUUUAUUUUCCUCAUGUCUGAACUCCUUAUUUAAUUUAAUUUCUCUGUUUCUAUUUAAAAGGCUGAUGUCAUGUUUUUAUUUCUCUAAUUUUGGUGAAAAGAGGCUUAUGCUAUUUGAAACCUUCUGUAUUUUGAUUCCUUGCAUUUGAAUGUGCAUGUCAAUGCAUAUCCUUAAAAAAUAAAAAUGUCAAUCAAGCAUUUUGUGACUGUUUAUUAGAA